AGAGCGGUCUGCUUACACAGUGCUGUUUUCGAAGAAUAGCUUCUAACACCAAGAAAAAAAGUUGUUGCCAGAAUAAUAUGCGAACAGAUCAUGAAGAACUCUGUGGCACCAGUUAUGGAUCUUUUUGUCUAAAUGGAGGGAUUUGUUAUAUGAUUCCUACUGUAUCCAGUCCAUUCUGCAGGUGUAUUGAGAAUUACACAGGAGCCCGUUGUGAGGAAGUUUUGCUGCCCAGCAUCAAAUCCCAAACAAAAGGGGACCUGUUUGCAGUUUUCUUGGCUUCAGUUGUUCUUCUAGGAGUUCUUGUAAUUGGAACAUUCUACUUCCUUUGCAGGUAAAAGUGCUUCAGAGUGCUGAAGCUAUUCAAUCAAGUAGA
Molecule: messenger RNA, 373 nt
Organism: Tinamus guttatus (white-throated tinamou)
Lineage: Eukaryota; Metazoa; Chordata; Aves; Tinamiformes; Tinamidae
Source: RefSeq, a predicted model, not a curated record